Molecule: messenger RNA, 1661 nt
Organism: Daldinia caldariorum
Lineage: Eukaryota; Fungi; Ascomycota; Sordariomycetes; Xylariales; Hypoxylaceae
Product: sterol-4-alpha-carboxylate 3-dehydrogenase
Exons: 2
Coding region: 302-1447 (381 amino acids)
Biological process (GO): steroid biosynthetic process
Molecular function (GO): 3-beta-hydroxy-Delta5-steroid dehydrogenase (NAD+) activity
Source: RefSeq, a predicted model, not a curated record
AAUGAAUCUAUGUUGUGUAACUAGUCUAAUAUGCAACCUAGCCCACCAUACGACCUUCACGACCUUCACGACCUUCACCACCCUUUACUACCCCUUCAAUGCCCUUGCUCGUGUACAUUAACGCUACAUAGUGCCUUUCCCGAGACCCUGUUGAGCUUAUGCCAACAGGCCAAUAUCCGAGAGCACUGACCAUCUUGAGACUGCUUCUACCAUCCAUCUCUCCUGUCCCUUCUUCUCCCUUUACUAGCCUUCUCACCAAUUCCACGAGUAACGUCGACCGAUCCGAAUACUUACAGCAGCCAUGGCACCCCCAAAUCCAUCAGGAACUAGCCUGGGAAAGGUUAUGGUGAUAGGCGGAACUGGUUUCCUUGGUCAUCAUGUUGUUGCCUUAUUGCUCAAACGCUAUCGGACGGAUGGCAUUUUCGUCGUUGAUCUUUGUAUCUCGCAGAACCGACAGCCCGAUACAGACCGCGUGCAGUACUUCGAAGCUGACAUUACGUGUACUCCUCGCCUCUUCGAGGUUUUUGGAGACUGUCUUCCAGAUGUGGUAAUUCAUACUGCUUCUCCCUUGCCUCAAGUCGAUGUUCAAUCAACCCGGGAAUUGUAUGACAAGGUCAACGUUCGCGGUACCCAAUGUAUCAUCGAAGCAUGUCAAAAGUACGACGUGAAGGCACUGGUCUACACGAGUUCAGCAAGUGUCAUUAGCGAUCAUAGUUCCAAUCUGAUCAAUGCCGACGAAAGAUGGCCCCGUCCAAGAGGUCAAGACCAACCCGAAUACUAUGCCGAAUCGAAGGCUCAAGCCGAAGAUCUUGUCAUUGCUGCAAACCGUCAAGAACCGUUCAAGUUGCUCACUGCGGUUAUUCGCCCGUCCGGUAUCAUCGGAGAGGGUGACCGGAUGAUCUUGCCUCGUUUUAUCAACAUCUAUCAGGAAGGCUUCGCUUACAUACAAGUGGGAAGCAACGAGAACCUUUUCGACUUUACGUACGUGGGCAAUGUGGCGCACGGUCACUUACUUGCUGCGGAAGCUCUCCUCAAGACAGACGAUUCCGAGACCAGACCUGACCGUCGUGUUGACGGCCAGUGUUUCUUCAUCACAAACGAUAGCCCUAUGUACUUUUGGGACUUCGCACGCGCGGUAUGGAUCGCGUGCGGGUUCUCCUACGACAUGCGUCGCGUCUGGGUAAUCCCAGAAGCAGUCGCCUUGUUUCUCGGCCUUCUCAGCGAGAUUUUCUUCGCACUGAUUCGAAAACCAGCCACUUUCAACAGAACAAGAGUCGCGUUCAGUUGCAUGACGCGUUACUACAACAUCACCAAGGCGAAGACGUUACUAGGCUACGAACCGCUUUAUACCCUCGACGAGGUCCUCAAGCAAUCUGUACAGUGGUGUUUGGAAAAGGAUAGGCGUUCAAAAUUAGAAGGUGUCGAGGAGGAGAAAAAGACGGCUUGAAGGGGAGUUGCCUAAUAACAGCAAGAAAAGGGGUUCAUAUUAUGCUUGAACUAGGAUAUCCUAAUGCGUUAUUACAUUCACUUGUAUAUUACUUUUGGUAGAGAUUAACACUUCGCACUCAAAAUGCACUAAUACUAUGUCGAUCUUAUAGAGAACAAAGCCUAUAAUAUACACUUGAACGUAGGACUAUCCUCCCUGGUGAAGUGUAUACGAC